AUGUCAAAGCAGAGUCCGCGGAUUUCUAGUUCCGGGGCUGAAUCUGUGAACAAGUGGAAGAUUCCUCAUUACUACAGGCGGUCUUCUGCAGCGUCUUCGCUGCAAUCAAAUGGAUCCGAUAGUGCUAAUGGCAGCACGCCGAGUACCCCCGGGGUCAAUAUUAUGAGCAGUCCCAAGAAGGUGCUGAUGGAGGAUCCCAAGAAGGGCACAAAACGGCCCGUUUAUCGGUCCAGGAAAAGCAAGAAGAAAAAUGGCGAGAUGGUGUUUGUUAACUACACGGUUCAGGAUUCAGCAUCUGAAGACAGCGUAACGUCCGUUCACACGCCAGAGCUUCCUACUGCGGGAGCGUCGCCCGUUUUGAAUUCGAAGAAAAAAUCUUCCAGGAGCAGAAUGCUGAAGAUCUUUGGCUCGUCGAAGGCUCCCCCAGCGGUUAUUGGUGGCUCCAACUUAGUCUCAUGUGCAGAAAAUGAAGUUAUGUCUGAUCCUUACGCUGUCAGCACGACCAGCGCCCCGGCUAAGAGAUCUUAUGGCUCUUUUUUGAAAUAUGGCAAGUUUCAUGGUUCGUCCGCGCAUAACAGAGGAAAUGAGCCAGUCCCAGGCUUGCUCUCAGAAGAAGUCGUUCCAAAGUCGGUCUACAGUCCAAACUUAGUCAAGCCCGCUCCGAUUGGUCGUUUUGUGGGUGAUUCGCCUCGUAAAGUUGGCUACUUAGGUGGUGGUAACCCGAAUGUAGAAUCUGUUGAAUCGCCUAUGGAAUAUCGCUAUCUGGGCACAAACCAUGCUUCUAGUGCUGCCGAACUGGGAGCUUACCCAUACAGUAAGGCAUCUUUUUCAGAAUCAGUAAUCGGUGCUAAGAAGCACGCUGAUGAAAAUGAUGCGUCCAUAGCAUUUAGCAAAAUGUUCAGUAGGAAAAGAGCGAAUACGGGCGGGUCCGAGUCUUCGUUAUUAUCUCUGAGUCAUAAUGCUCAAGAACAACUACAAUCAACUAUGGUUCCAGCUCUUCGGAAGAACAUGUCAGCGUCUUCCAUAUCGUCGAUUUCCUACCGGUCUCCAAUAAGGACGGCCUCACCAGCAAGGCCGCGCUCAGGCACUCGCGGAUCAUACACUCAUGCUGUUAGUUCCCAUAGUCGGGCAGAUUCACAGGAUGCCGGUAGCUUCAUAGGAGCGGAAUCGUUUCUAGACUCCCAGAUGGCAAAUAGGAGUGGGAGCGCAGCCAAACAUAGAAGGAAGCAGGAAUCGAUCUCAGAGUCACAUCGGUUGUACAACUCAUCGGCAACGAAUUCGACAGUUGUGAACAGCAGUGGAAAUCAAAGCGUAGUUACGCCUUCUUCGUCAUCGCUGGUGACACCGCCACCUUUUACUUCAGGUUACUCAGUCCCGUCCAACACCUCUGCUUCUUCAACUCCAAGCGCGAUGGAUCUCACGCUUGCCAGUCAGACAGGUAGCUUCGGCAACCUCGUGAACAGCAUCAGCAGUAUAAACCCUGCAGGGAAUCAUAGCACCCUCAACGUAUCACAGCCUGUACUAGAUCGGGACAGUUCAUCAGAACUCCUCUUCGAAGAAUCAGAUAUUCCAACCCCUGUAGACAACUUACCAGCGCUGAGAAGUAUGACAAAAGCAUUGGAGACAAAGGUUGAAGAUAGCAUAGGACAAAUAGUUCCGUCGCAAGGGGCGCACAGGGGAUUCAACACCAAUGAUCGGGAGACUAAACGUAGCCAUCAAAAUAUCGAUGUCCUUGAUGCAUUUUUGCCUCACGAAGGCAGCACUAGUAGUAGCCAAGGAGGUUCGAUCCUAACGAAAUCCACCUCAUCUGUCAGUGAUAAUAUAGUAAUAGGUCAUUGGCAGGAUCAAGGCUGUUACUCACUGAUCGAUGCAGGACCAGGUGGAGCGGGGAUUCGUGAAAAGACUAUUCCCGCUUCAGCUUUUAACUUGUCUGGCGGUACAACUGCGGUUGAAAGCCUGGAAUAUGAAGCCUUUGAAAGUCAAAUAUUCCUAGGACAUAAUUACCAGCAAGACGAACAAUCGCACCAAGUGGACAUGGAAUUCGAUUUUGUCAAUUCAGGCAAUUUUCUCAACAAACAAAAGGAAAUAUCUCCUGGAGGUUCGAACAGUAGUGGUCAAGUUGAAGCGGUAGAAGGUACUUCAGCAAAUGGACAGAAUUCAGCGGUCACGUCCAUUGCGAACUUUUCCCCAGGAACAAAUGCCACAGUCUCGGUAGAAGAAGUCGGAAAUUCAGGCGUUUACCAUCGCAACUUCGAUCGAUUGGGUGCUCAUGCCAACUCUCUCUCUCACGCAGGUCCAAAAGCUGGACAACCGCUUCCUCUAUAUUCCAUGGGUCAGUGGAAAGCUAUCAACAGUGAUCUUGAGGCCAUUACUGACUCACUUGGGAUCGGCGGUGAGAUGAAUGAUACUCCCUACAUGUAUCAGCCAAACAGAGGUUGA
Molecule: messenger RNA, 2439 nt
Organism: Torulaspora globosa
Lineage: Eukaryota; Fungi; Ascomycota; Saccharomycetes; Saccharomycetales; Saccharomycetaceae
Gene: BCK2
Product: Bck2p
Exons: 1
Coding region: 1-2439 (812 amino acids)
Source: RefSeq, a predicted model, not a curated record